CGGAGGCGAGGAGGGGGGGCGGUGCUGAGGCGGGCGUGAGGGGCAACAUGGCGGCGCCGGGGUCGCUGAGGAGAUGGUGGAGGUUGGCGCUGAGCACCCGGAUGAGCUGCUGUCCCGCUCCCCUGUGCCGAGGACGAGCGCUGCCCGCGCCCCCGCCGGGCUCUGCCUGCGCGGUGGGCCGCCCGCUGCGGUGGGCAUCGUCCUUCUCCCAGCCAGGCCCGACGGAGAGCGACCCCAGUGAAGGACAGGUCUUCCUCAGCGAGAGCUGCGUCAAGAGGCUGCUGGAGAUCACAGAAGGUUCAGAGUUUCUCAGGCUGCAGGUGGAAGGAGGUGGCUGCUCUGGAUUCCAGUACAAGUUUUCCUUGGACACAGUUAUCAAUCCCGAUGACAGGGUGUUUGAACAAGGUGGCGCCCGUGUGGUCGUGGAUGUGGACAGCUUCGCCUUUGUGAAAGGCUCCAUGGUGGACUUCAGCCAGGAGCUGAUUCGCAGCUCUUUCCAGGUGGUGAGCAACCCCCAGGCAGAGAAGGGUUGCUCAUGUGGGACUUCUUUCUCAGUCAAGUUCUGACUGGACUUCCUGUGGAUGGAUGCUGUCUGCAGACCCUUCAUGGCAGUCUUUAGAGGGUUUUUGCUUGUUCUUUUCCCAGCUGCUCCCUCUCAUCUCCCUCACACAGUAACACAGCUGUUACACAUGACUCCAGCUGUG
Chroicocephalus ridibundus (black-headed gull) is the source of this 704-nucleotide messenger RNA. It is a transcript of the gene ISCA2, whose product is annotated as iron-sulfur cluster assembly 2. Gene Ontology annotation, molecular function: 2 iron, 2 sulfur cluster binding; iron ion binding; 4 iron, 4 sulfur cluster binding. Lineage: Eukaryota; Metazoa; Chordata; Aves; Charadriiformes; Laridae. The record is from RefSeq and is a predicted model, not a curated record. The transcript has 4 exons. The coding region runs from base 48 to 566 and encodes 172 amino acids. Gene Ontology annotation, cellular component: mitochondrion. Gene Ontology annotation, biological process: iron-sulfur cluster assembly.